AGCUGGGAUGCGGAGCUGGAGGCCUUUGCUCAAGCCUAUGCAGAGAAGUGCAUCUGGGACCACAACAAGGAGAGGGGACGACGGGGGGAAAACCUCUUCGCUAUGGCCCCAACCCUGGACCUGGAAUUCGCUGUGGAAGACUGGAACGGGGAGGAGAAAUACUACAACCUGACAACUUCCACGUGUGUCCCCGGGCAGAUGUGUGGCCACUACACCCAGGUGGUUUGGGCAAGCACGCAUCAGAUCGGCUGUGGGGCAAAGUUUUGCGAGAAGAUCGAUGGAAUCGAAACAGAGGACAUGUACCUCCUUGUUUGCAACUAUUAUCCCCCAGGUAAUAUGAAAGGCCGAAAGCCGUACAAGGAAGGACCCCCAUGCUCGCAAUGUCCCGAGGGCAGAGUCUGUGUCAACUCCUUGUGUG
Fulmarus glacialis (Northern fulmar) is the source of this 418-nucleotide messenger RNA. It is a transcript of the gene PI16, whose product is annotated as peptidase inhibitor 16. Lineage: Eukaryota; Metazoa; Chordata; Aves; Procellariiformes; Procellariidae. The annotation marks the transcript as partial. The transcript is spliced from 3 exons. Gene Ontology annotation, cellular component: extracellular region. The record is from RefSeq and is a predicted model, not a curated record.